AUGAAUAGCACUGCAAACGAAACUACCGCAGUUUUGCCAGAUUGGGUUUAUUACGAGCAGAUCGUGUACUCGGGUAUUGUGGCUCUAAUUGGAAUACCGGGCAAUAUAUUGAUUAUUCUCGUCUUCACUUAUUCACGAGAAAGAUCUACAACGGACUAUAUGGUGUUUUCAAUGGCUGCAUCCGACCUGCUUGGUUCAUUUGUAUGUACAACGUUUAACCUACUGCGAAACGUACGAGAUAUUUGGUCUCGAAUAGGUACAACCUGGUUGUGCCGACUAAGCGAAUAUUUUGGAAUGCUGACAGCAGCAUCUUCGAUGUGGUUAUUGAGCGCAAUAGCAAUAGACAGGUACAUGAAAACAUGCAGACCUCAUUCCCUUGUCCUGACAGUUUCUAGAGCUAAGUGGAUGUGUGUAAUCAUUUGCGCAGUCGUGUCUACGGUAUCCGGCCCAGCAGCUGUUGCUGUACGUUUUGAUCCCAGCAGUGGUGCUUGUUUAGUUUUUGAGGAAAAUGAAUGGACAAUUGCCUUAAAUACGAUUAUUGUUGGCUGCUGCCUAAGUUUUCUAGUAACCGCUGUUGCCUAUAUACUCGUGGCGUUUGCUUUGUUCAAGAGGCUCAAUGACAAAAUAAGGCGGAAACGUGCUACUAGACAUCCAGCAACGGUGCUGGUUGGUGGAAAAAACAGCAAAUGCAUUAAUAAAAGCUGUGAACAAAAAUCUGGCGACAAAUUAGACUCAAGUGAACCGACAUCUUCCCCGAGAGAUGUGAAUCAAGUAUUCGUGGUCGAGAAAGCACAGGGAAUGUUUGGCUCCAGUGUUAGCAAGCAAUCAAAAUCGGAGUGCAAGACAUAUAAAAAAGCAGGAAUUGAUGAGGUUCUUCGCCAAGAGCACAGGAGAGUUAAUCGCACCACGGUGGUUAUGUUUCUGAUUACAGCAAUUAACAUUUCAACAUUUAUGCUACUAAUGAUUGGCUAUUUUCUAGCCGAGAACGGGGUACCAAAUCCCGGCUUAGCCAUCGGAUAUAUCAUUCAAGCGUCCUAUAUGGCAAAUUAUAUCACAAACCCUCUCCUUUAUAUGACAAUGAGCUCUAAAUUUAGAGAAAACGUGAGAAAAUUCUUUCAGAAACGAUAG
Messenger RNA from Mercenaria mercenaria, 1128 nucleotides. Its product is annotated as probable G-protein coupled receptor No18. Bases 1 to 1128 code for a protein of 375 amino acids. The transcript has 2 exons. Gene Ontology annotation, cellular component: membrane. Gene Ontology annotation, molecular function: neuropeptide receptor activity. Gene Ontology annotation, biological process: neuropeptide signaling pathway. NCBI's taxonomy places the organism in Eukaryota, Metazoa, Mollusca, Bivalvia, Venerida, Veneridae. The record is from RefSeq and is a predicted model, not a curated record.